Molecule: messenger RNA, 2235 nt
Organism: Pieris macdunnoughi
Lineage: Eukaryota; Metazoa; Arthropoda; Insecta; Lepidoptera; Pieridae
Source: the annotation of a GenBank genome assembly
AUGCUGCACUCGGAGUACCGCAGCACGUACAGAUGGCACGAGUACAAGGAGCAACAGCAGCAGCCCGGCGUGGUCAAGCAGCCUGCGCCCGCGCCGCCCUCCGCACUGCCCAUUGCCAGAGGCGUAAUCGAACCAGCACUGCCACGUCGUAAAAAGUAUCCAGGGGUCGCGUACAAAACCAAUGAGUUCUUUGAUCCGGCGCCUUCUGAUGAGAUCAGACCACAGCAGAACGCCACCUUCGACCGCGCCCGAAGCGCACAGAGGAAUGACUCGGAGCGCGCCGGUCGGCGUAGUAAAUCUGAGGGACCUCGCCAGCCACGAUGGACUGACACUGUCGAACCUAAGGCAACCACAGCCUUAGGCGAAGUGUUAGCGGCUAAAGAACCAGAACCGGUAUCCGUGAGCACGGAGUACCGCAACCAGUUUGCAUGGCCUAAAGACACCACUGAUGCACCAAGGAAGAGCAUCUCUAUGGGAGCGCUGAAGAAGGCUGCUGCGGCCGAAGGUUCAGUAGAAGCACAGCCACUAAUGAACCACGUGGAUGGUGAGGACGACCACAAGAGAUACAUCGAAGACUAUUUGUGGAACGGGCAGAAGCCCGCCGUACAGAGAAAAUCGACGUUCCGUAGCGCGCUAUCGGCACUCAUAUACAAUGGAGAGGAUCGUUCCAAAGAUAAUAGGAAACGGGUAAAGGGAAGUCGAAUGAGGAGGCGAGCGAGAGGUUGGUGGGCGAGAUCGAGGGGGGGUGGGGCUAGUGGGAUCCGGGGGGUAGGGGCCAAAGCCACCAGCGCCUCUAAGGCUGCCGGAGAAGACAGCGAGAGCACGCUGCGCGCUGCCGGCCUGCAGCCACUCGGUCUGCCGCAAGGAGACUCCUGGUACCGCGAGGUGAUGGACUUGCGCAAGCGUGCUGGCGAGUACAAGUACCGCGGCUGGGGAACCGAGCUGGCUCCAGAGCACAUCACACAGCUUUACAAUAAGCAGAUCGAGCUCUGGUACCAAGUAUCUCGCCGGUCCUCCCUCUCAGCGCUAUCACUCGCUUCCACUAAUCACAAGGCUUUGCCUCGUGACGAAAAAGAUGGCAAGGAGUCAAAGAACCAUUCACCAAAGAAAUUCAGGUCGUUCCGCUCUGCACCGCACCAGUCCAUACACGCCAAGCUUCAAGAGACUAAAGCAUUGGAGCGUUCUCCGCAUAAGACAUCGCCACAGAAGCAAAGGAAGAAGCUUCAGGGUCAAAGCUUCGAUGAAGGCGCGGCCCAAGAAGGAGUUAAAACUGAAGGAGCCUACCGAUCUCCAAGGCGGCGGCCUCGCUCGGCUGACCCAGCACCCGUUACUACAAGACAUCUGCCCAAUGGACAUGAGGCACAUCCUCGACCUGUUAAGCCUACCGGUUUGCCGUUAAGUAGGGGCAGUAGUAAUAGAGUUAGGUCAUCGUCGAGAGGUGGAAGAUCGCCUUCCGCGCCUCCAAAAUCUGGCCCUGGAACGAAUGGGACAGUGGAAGCCAAUGCCCUUGAGCAGAACAAAAGGAGUCGCAGCGUCUCUAAAGUGGGGAUAAAAUUGGAAGACGAUAUCCAGGCUCACCGCAGUGCGUCUGUCGCUAAGGACCACUUCUUCGACGACUCCCCAGUGGUUAAAUCGCCCCCGGAGCCCACUCGUGUUAAGUCCCCUGAACAGAUGAACAUGCGCUCCCCCGAUCCUGUCAACUGGACAGUGCCACUUGACACUGGCAAGACAUUCACUGUGACACAGAAUGUCAAAAGCGAUGAGAACAUAAAGCGCCCUAGCUCUGAGUUUAAGGGUAGCUCUGUGGCGGAAGACGUCGGCCCCGUGAAGAUGGCAGAGAUCGCUCCAAUCCAUCAUCAGCAAAUGUCGCCAAUCCGUUCGCUGAAAAAGAGUGAGUCGCCCACAAGUUUGAGCAAACGCGUGGAUAAAACUCCCACCACACCAACUAGCUUGACUCCCAUAUAUGAGACUAAAGCUCUAGAUUUAAACAAGGUGAAUGGCGUCAACGGGAUCAACAGCAACCAGCUGACACCCGAAACACCAAUUAAAGAAAGUUUUAAAGAAAAAGAAGUAAUCAAAAAAUCUACUGAAGCCACUCAGGUGGCGCCAGGAGUGGUUGACACAACGCUAAUAAACGAUACAUCGAGCUCGGGUGGAUUGACAGCGGCUGAGGUAUUAGACCGUGCCCGAUCCAGGUUUGACAAGUUCUGGGGAAAAAAGGAGGAUGAUGUGUAA